UCUGUAGCAUUGAAUGUGUUAACACAGAAGGGAAGUCCUAUUGACUGCUGAUGUGACUCAAUAGGCUUGUGUUGAGUGGCUUAUGUAAAUAGACAUUUGUAAUUAUAUCAUCAUAGGAUGAACCAGCCCCCCUGCUUCUCCCCCUAUGUCCAAUAAGAAAAGACCCAGCUUGACACCUGCCUAUAUACAGAGGAAAGGAGCAAAUAUCCAGAACACUCAUCUUUUCUCCACCACAAACAAAUAUUAGGUCACUUGAAAAGAUCCAGAGAGGAAGAGGGGGUUAACCAAAAGCCUCAUUUACCAGCAUCCAGCUAUGACUUCCAGUAAAAUAGAGAUGCCUGGAGAAGUGAAGACAGACCCUGCAGCUCUGAUGGCCUCUUUACAUCUUCUGCCUUCACCCACCACAAACCUGGAGGUCAAGCACACUAAGAUCUUUAUAAACAACGAGUGGCAGAGUUCUGAGAGUGGAAAGGUGUUUCCGGUCUAUAAUCCAGCUACUGGAGAGGAGAUAUGUGAAGUUCAAGAAGCUGAGAAGGCUGAUGUGGACAAAGCAGUAAGAGCUGCACGCUUAGCCUUUUCCUGGGGUUCUGUAUGGAGAAGAAUGGAUGCAUCCGAAAGGGGCAGACUCCUAGAUAAACUGGCUGAUUUGGUUGAAAGAGAAAGAGCUAUCCUUGCCACACUUGAAUCCCUAAAUAGCGGCAAGCCCUUUUUACAGUCUUUUUAUGUGGAUCUCCAAGGUGUGAUUAAAACAUUCCGAUACUAUGCUGGCUGGGCAGACAAAAUACAUGGCAUGACCAUACCGGCAGAUGGAGAUUACUUUACAUUUACAAGGCACGAACCUAUCGGAGUGUGCGGACAGAUCACUCCAUGGAACUUUCCCCUCUUGAUGUUCGCAUGGAAGGUAGCCCCAGCUUUGUGCUGUGGGAACACUGUGGUAAUAAAGCCAGCUGAACAGACGCCACUCACUGCACUCUACAUGGGAGCCCUCAUCAAGGAGGCUGGGUUUCCACCAGGAGUUGUUAAUAUUUUGCCAGGAUAUGGUCCAACUGCAGGCGCAGCAAUAACUUCACACCCUGGCAUAGAUAAAGUAGCAUUCACUGGCUCUACAGAGGUUGGAAAGCUGAUUCAAGAAGCUUCUGGGAAAAGCAACCUUAAAAGAGUGACCCUUGAAUUAGGCGGGAAAAGUCCCAACAUUAUAUUUGCAGAUACAGAUUUGGACUAUGCUGUGGAACAGGCACACCAAGGAGUCUUCUUCAAUCAAGGGCAAUGUUGUACUGCAGGCUCACGAACAUUUGUGGAAGACUCUAUUUAUGAUGAAUUUGUUCGGAGGAGUGUUGAACGAGCAAAGAGGCGAAUAGUUGGGAGUCCUUUUGAUCCAACUACAGAACAAGGCCCACAGACUGACAAGAAACAAUAUAAUAAAAUCCUGGAUAUGAUUCAGAUUGGUAUUGCUGAAGGCGCUAAACUGGAAUGUGGUGGCAAACCUCUAGGAAGGAAAGGAUUCUUCAUAGAGCCUACAGUCUUUUCUAAUGUGACAGAUGAAAUGAGGAUUGCAAAAGAGGAGAUAUUUGGACCAGUACAACAAAUACUAAAGUUUAAAACCAUGGAAGACGUUAUAGAGCGAGCCAACAACUCUGACUUUGGCCUAGUUGCAGCUGUAUUUACAAAUGAUAUCAACAAGGCCCUUACAGUGUCAUCAGCGAUGCAGGCUGGGACUGUAUGGAUAAACUGCUACAAUGCCUUAAAUGCCCAAAGUCCAUUUGGAGGAUAUAAAAUGUCUGGAAAUGGAAGAGAAAUGGGAGAGUAUGGUCUGCGGGAAUACACAGAAGCAAAAACUGUGACCAUAAAGAUCCCACAGAAGAAUUCCUAAGGCUUGAGACUGAGCAACAUUGAAAUCUGCAUAUGACCAUUGCUUGAAAGCAUUUAAGUGUUGGCAAUUCUCAAUCUGCAUUUUGGUCAUUAUAAGUGAAUUGUUAAGAUGUACUUGGACUGAGCUUUUUUUGUUGGACAUUUGGUCUGCUGCCACCUCUCUAAAAUGUAUUCAGACCACUACUCAGGAAAAGAAUGCAUUGAUCAAUAACCUAUUUAAGCAAUUUCUGUAACUACCAACACAGGAACCUGGAAAGAAUUAUUAAUCUUAGGUCUCCAUAACACUUUUACAUAUAAGAUUGUGGAUUGUACUGCUCUUUAUUAUACAUACAGUAGAUUAUAAUGAGAUUUGCCCACAUUUAAUGCUUAGUAGGAGACUUUGUCUUUUGAGGUACUGAAGUUUCAAGCUCUUCCGACUCUUACAAGCCACUUGCUUGUAUAGAGAAAACUUAGACGUUUCUUUUUCUUUUUUCUUUUUUGUAAAUAUUCUAGAUUUCACUCUUCAAGAAAAAAAUGUCCUCUUAUAAUUGAACUUGGGCUAGAUAACAUCCUAUUUAUAACAAGACUUUAAUUUCUUGUAAUCUAACUAAUGUUUUUAAAUUGGAUUUUAAUUAUAAGGUUUUAUUACUGAUGAUGGCCCUUAAGAUGACAAGGAGUGGGAGGGAAAGGGUUUUUUUUUUCUUCUUCUAGUAGAUCCAGCUUUCAUAGUAAUAAAGAACAGGAAGUUCAGCCUCAACAUUCUAAAUGAUAUAUUAAAGCUUCCAUUACUGGCUUUAUUGCUCAAUAAAAUGGACACUAGAUAAUUCAAGCAGAUGUUUCAUUUUUUUUUUUCUUUUGGACAUUUUUAAAUGUUUACAUGAAAUGACUAGUAAAAUGUGGAAGAGCUCUGCCUUUUAAGUAUGUCCAUUUUAUAGUCUUGUAAGAGUUCCUAAAACUGCAAUACAUAUGAAAUGAUACUGUAUACUGUUUUAAUGCCUUCCCUUUCAUUGACACUGUUUUAUAGGUUGGUGGGCUAGAUACCUACCUUUGUAUAUAUUUAAAUUUUUCAUUAGAACAGGGUUAAACUUGCCAUUGCUUAUUAUAUGGUAACUAUUGUCUGCUCACAUACUGCAUGUAUGUGUCAAUAUAUGUAUUCUCUGUUUCUGACUUUCUCAUGUUGUAACCUGCUUCACAUUACUGUGAAUAUUUUCUAUCCAGCAAUGUAAUAGCAUGCGUUGUGGUUGCUAUGAUCUCUAGUAUUGUCUCUAAAAUGAAGUUUAUCUAGACAAAGGCCAAAUGUCAUAGUCCAGAAACCUCUAUUACUAUAUGUAUGCUAGAUCCUUGUAAACAAGAUUGGUCCCGUAAACUAUGCCUUUUUCCUGGCAAAAAGUAUAUCCAUGUCUUUCCAUAAUCACACACAAUAAAACAUUUUUGGGAAUAGUGCUUUACUUUAAUUCCAUAUUGCCAAUCCACUUAGUUGUAGCAGACUUGUAAUGGCGGAAUCUUCCCUAUGAUAAUGUACAUAGGUGAUUGUGCUCUAUAAGUGGAUACUAUAUACACCCAACUCAAAGUGCUUUGGUUGUUCCGAUGGGUGGUGGUGGCGGUGGUUGUUGAUUUCACUCAAUUCUGUACUACAGAAAAGUGCAUAGUGACUUUAUUGUAAUCACUUAAAUUUUGUAUUAAAAUGUUCUCCCUAGAAAUUGGCUACUUUUCCCGUCACCCAUGUUGCAAUACCUUAGUAGCCCUAAAAACUUCCAUCAUUUUAGCUGUUUUUUUUUAUUUUAAUUUUUAUUAUUUUUCCUUCCUACUGUCUUUAGAAAGCAUAAUUCUGUGGACCAGUGCCACAGAGUCUGAUAUUUAUAGAAGGCUAGUCUUAAUGUAUGGAGGUAAAACAUGAACUAAUGUGUAUAUGGAAGUCACAAUAUGGCUUGAUGUUUUUUAAGUUAAUAAAAAAACACAAAGUAUUGUGUGUGGCUUAAGCUAAAAAAAAAUCUACUUGCAUGUUUUAGGUCUCAUGUAUAUACUACUGUUUGAAAUGUAAAGGAAUUUAAUAUUUUCUAUAUUUUUUUUCAUUAAAAUUUCUUUU
This is a messenger RNA of Hyla sarda, 3934 nucleotides long. RefSeq names its product aldehyde dehydrogenase 1 family member A2 (gene ALDH1A2). The record is from RefSeq and is a predicted model, not a curated record. NCBI's taxonomy places the organism in Eukaryota, Metazoa, Chordata, Amphibia, Anura, Hylidae. Gene Ontology annotation, molecular function: aldehyde dehydrogenase (NAD+) activity. The transcript is spliced from 13 exons. Bases 314 to 1870 code for a protein of 518 amino acids.